ACAUUAUCUACCUACUUCAUUAUCAGUGUUUAAAAAUCAUCUCAUUUGGCUACUUAUGUAAAAAUCUUUUGAAGUUUCUAGAUACGAUAAUAGUGUCCCAACCAUGUCUACAUAGUCUCUAUAUAUGCAUGAUAACAAAGCUAAUUUAAACUAUGAUACUGCGUAGGCAUAUUCUCUCUCCCAUUCAAACUCUAUAUCUCGUAUAAGUUACAUAAGUUGAAAUCUAUCGUUCUCACUCUCGAUUAAGAGAGUGUUGGUUCCUGUUUAUCUUGUUGUUGUUAGGCGCUGUGCAUUGCACUGCACUACACUGUCAUUUAAGCCCAUGUCUUUCAUUGCAUCACUCAGGCCGAUCGUUGUCAAUAGAAAUUUCUCUAGGUUCAGUAAACAAGUAUUGGUGACUCCACGUUGUACAUUUCUGAUCAACAAUAAAAAAGAAAUGUCACAAACACGUGAGGAUGACGCGAAAUCUAUAACAAUGAAGAAAUUAACACCCGAGUAUCUAGACGAGGCUCUCCAGACAUUGAGUGUCGGAUUCUUUCCAUACGAAAGUAUCAGUUUAGGCUGUUCCGUAAAUUCGAAUGCCAAAGCUUGCCGGGAGCUGGAAAAGCUAGCUGCUCUCACUGCCGAGGAUAAGGCUUCAUUCGUUGCAAUAGAUUCCAGCACAAAUAAAGUGAUUGGAGCACUUUUCAACAAAAUUCAAAAGAAAUGUGAUACUGAUGCUCCAAGCUUUUUCGAACAUUUCAGAGAUGAUCAUUGUCAAGAAAGUAAUUCCAAAGCACUAAUCGAUUUUAUGAUUGAGAUGGACAGUUUUAUUGAUAUAUUUUCAAAAUUUCAAGUCGAUCAAGUGUUGGAACUGAUGUUCAUUGCCGUUAAUCCAGAAUACAGGAGAAGAGGGAUUGCUACAUCACUGAUUGACUUCUCUUUGGAUGUCAUCAAGAAGGAGAAUAGUGCUAUAAAACUUGCUUCUAGUUUGGCAACUUCAUCAUUCACGUAUAAAAUUCUGAAGAAACUGCAUUUUGAAGAAGUGUUGAAAAAGGAGUUGAAUGAUUUCAGUUUCAACAAUGAACCAUAUUCUAGUAAAGUGGAUUGCUCAGUUCAUAAUACAGGACUUGUCCUUUUUGUGAAGAAAAUUCAAUAAAUGAUACUCAUAUAUAUG
Molecule: messenger RNA, 1156 nt
Organism: Nilaparvata lugens (brown planthopper)
Lineage: Eukaryota; Metazoa; Arthropoda; Insecta; Hemiptera; Delphacidae
Exons: 3
Coding region: 323-1138 (271 amino acids)
Molecular function (GO): N-acetyltransferase activity
Source: RefSeq, a predicted model, not a curated record